AUGGCGGGCAAGGCAUCAAGUUGCCUGGCUGCCUGUCCUGAGUUGCAGCUUCCUGCUAGCAGCAUCACGUAUCUUGACUCCGUACUGUCGGAACUCAGUGCUGAAGAGACCGAAGACUAUGCUGCCCUGCGCGCUCUGCUCGAGCCUUUUCUCUUGGAUGCAUUGAAGCAGAACGGGCGCGAGACACCGCACAACAGUACCAGCGAUACCAAGGUGGAGAUUCUGUGUCAGUUGCUCUACAACCACCUCAGAAAGGAAACGAACAAUUCGCAACGACGGUUGGGCGAGACACCACAUAUCUCUGCUGCCUUGCGGAAAGCUGCCGCUUCCGUCUCAGACAGGUUGCAACUCUCAACAAAUCUGCCCUUGAAGCUGGGUCCGCAAUGGAAGAACGUCGUCUCAGUGAUGGAACCUGCUGGCCUUCUGCAUGCCGCUGAAAUCAGCGAUCUUGCAAUCCGCGCUGUUGCUGCAAACAAGCGAUAUGUUGCCACUUGCGCAGAAGACUGCACUGCGCGUCUGUAUGACUGGAAAGGCACGCUCGUGCACACCUUUCAGACGGCUCAGAAGACUCGAAAUGUGGCCCUGUCUGACAAGUAUUUAGCAACUGGCGAGAAGAACGGACAAGGAGAACUUUUUGAUUUGAGCAAGCGGAAUCAUGCAUCAACUUUCCAAUUUCCGGGCAAAGUGACCAUGACAAUGUACAAUGUGGCAAUCACUGCAGAGCACGUUCUCCUAUCGUCCUGCCGCGGCUUUGGCGUCAAGACGAAUGGUGAGGACCGGAAGCUUCAUGUUGCCAAUCUGUACAAACUGGAUGGCUCAUUGCUACAUACUUUGGACCACGGAUCCCUGGUCGGUCGCGCGGGCAUAUGUCUCAAUGAGACGAAGGCAGCUACCUCUGGCGAAGAUAAAGUGGUCAAGGUCUGGGAACUCUCCUCGGGCCAGCUCCUUCACAUUAUUCCAGCAGAGAAGGAGCGCAGUCCUGGUGUGCGCUUCCUUGAUGGCCAGCUGCUCCUGUCAGGAGCCUCGAACGUUGCUAUCUACGACUUGAAGAUGGGCAAGCUGGAGCGUCAGCUCGAGGUGCCUCGAGUGGAACGGGGCACCCUUCGGGCAACUCCACAGACGUAUCCACGCCUCGCAGCUGGUGGCAAUUAUGUUGUGUCAGCAAGCGAAGACCGGCAUGCAAGCGUUUGGACAUUCUCUGACGGAAGACUUCUUUGCACUAUUUCGGAUGAACGACGUAUUUCUGGUGACUUCUACGCGGCCGUUUGCAACGAACGUUUGGCCUUAAUUUGUGGGAAAUCUCUCAAGAUAUACGACCUGUCUGUCCAUGCUGGCUACAAGCGCGCUGUUUCGGAGGGCCUCGGUGUCUCGCUGCGCUUUCUCAUCGAUCCAGCACAAUUUUCACAAAUAGCUCAAGAAGCGGCGGGAAAGGAGAAUCCUAACUUCCACGAACUGGCGCCUGUCAUCGCCUACGGUCCCACAGCUUUGGGCUCUGGCUCCGUGUGUCCUCGCGAUGGUCGCCCAGGAUGUGCUCUUGUGGAUGUGGUGCCUUCCGGGCCAGCGACGCAUUUUCUGUCUUGGGCUUGGUCCUAUCAGCUGCAAACAGUCGUGCUGGCGCUGCGGCACUGGGGUGAGGACACUGGCAAUGAAGUCAAUUCUGAUCAGACAUUCAUCUGGAUCUGCUUCUUUUGCAACAAUCAAGAACGGAUCCUCAACGAGAAGUCCAAGGAGGGCUCGGAUGACCUGGAGACAACAUUCCAGUCUCGUCUGCGAUCUAUUGGGCACGUUCUCGUGUUGUUCGACAACUGGAGCAAGCCUUUCUACCUGACGCGGGUCUGGUGCAUCUUUGAGACCUUCGUUGCAGCGAAAUCGGAUAUUUCUUACACAUUGAUAUUUCCGCCGGAUUCUGCCGAAAGCAUGCACGGGGCCUUGCAACGUGGGAUGCACAUGGAAGUCACCAAAGACUGGAGCAGUAUAGAUGUGGCACAUGCGACAGCCAGUCGCCCCGUGGAUGAAGAGAAGGUGAAAGGCAUGAUCUCGCGCACUUCAUCGUUUGACGAGGUGAACAGUGUUGUCAAGGACCAUUUGGUAAAUUGGUUCAAGAAGCAGUUCCAGGCGGUUUUUGAGCAGGGCGUGCGAGACGGCCCGGGGCCGCCUCAGCUUCGGACCAGCUGCGAAGCUUCGAAGGCUGAACUUGCCCAGGCGCUGGAGGAGCGAGAUGCAGAGAUCGUGCGGCUGACCGCGGCAUGUGCUUCAAAGGAUGAAGAACUCACCCAGGUAAGAAAGGCGCUGGAGGAGCGCGAUGCAGAGAUCGUGCGGCUGACGGCUCUGCUGCCGGCUGGAAGCGCUGCCAGGGCUGCCAAGUCAGACCUACUCGAUGCUGGCGCUUCCGAGGUAGACAGCUUGGCUAUUUCCCUGGCAGCGAUGACGUGGGCCGAGCUUUCCGUUGAUGGCAAGCCUUGUGAUCAUACAAUGGCGGAGAUCUUGGCGCCCUCACUACAGGAGGCCUUCCAUGAGUGUGGUGAUUGGCCUGCAAGUGAGGACAUGGAAAGAGCAAAGUUGAUGGCGGCAGCCCUUCUGGAACAGCUACGAGAUGAUGACUAG
This is a messenger RNA of Symbiodinium necroappetens, 2604 nucleotides long. The record is from the annotation of a GenBank genome assembly. Lineage: Eukaryota; Dinophyceae; Suessiales; Symbiodiniaceae.